This is a messenger RNA of Bufo gargarizans (Asiatic toad), 2684 nucleotides long. It is a transcript of the gene TMEM278, whose product is annotated as transmembrane protein 88B. The record is from RefSeq and is a predicted model, not a curated record. Gene Ontology annotation, molecular function: voltage-gated potassium channel activity; PDZ domain binding. Gene Ontology annotation, cellular component: plasma membrane. The transcript is spliced from 2 exons. Lineage: Eukaryota; Metazoa; Chordata; Amphibia; Anura; Bufonidae. The coding region runs from base 424 to 963 and encodes 179 amino acids. Gene Ontology annotation, biological process: potassium ion transport.
GCGGUGAACAGGGAAGCAUCAAGCCUGAAAGAACUAGUGGCAAAACAGAGCAGCUUCUCAGUCUACAAGCAUCACUUCUGGAUACAGGGUCUAUUGUAAGGAACACUCGUCUCAAUGCCAGGAGGAAGACCAUUAUGAUAACUUGGCCUGAGGAAUCCUUCUCCUUAGCUGAGUCAAGCAUCUUAUGCAUGGACCUAGCUGUGAAGGCUUUUUACAUGUAAGAAGAACAUUUAACCAAGUUUAUUGGUCAUUUAUAGAUUUGCAAGAAGAAGCAAGAUUACAAUCCAUGUCAGUGCCCUUGCACUUUGCACAUUUUGAUUGUUGAAGUGUGAAAAAGCGAAGUGUGAUCACAUUGAAAGAACACAUUGCCAGGAGAACCUUUCUGAAUAUUUUGGAGAAUCUAAGAGUAUAUUACAGCUGAACAUGUCUGACCAAGAGAUUGAUGACUUUGAUGUAGACACCAUGUCAGACACCUCAAGAAUGAUCCCGGGGCUCCCCCCUUAUAAUAUGGAAGACCAGCUCUUGCCCAUGGAGUCUCGGAGCAGGUGGGGGUGCUGGAUUUGGACUUUGUUUGUUUCUGGAGCUAACUUUUUGGCUUUGCUUGUUAACAUAAUCAUCCUGGCUGUCAUAUUCACCAUCGUUUUGACUCCAACCAUCGUAGUGGUUUAUUUCGGAUUUAAAUGCCAUUCAAGGGUCCUUCAUUCUGAUGCCUCCUACUGCAAGACCCUUCUAGAUGACAACAGCUCCUCUGCCCUCAUCAUUCUGGGUUUUGUGAUGAUGUCUCCACUCAUUGUGCUGGCCAUGGCUGUGUACUGUGGCCUUGCCCGACGCCUUCGUCUCUUCAUGCUAUUUCAGCCUUAUACCAGAGCACUAUACAAGGGCGUUCGAUGGAGGUGGUAUGAAGAGGGUGGUCUAUGCAGCUGUGUGAGGGAAUGGAAUAAUCAUGUGAAGGCUUGGGUAUAAAGGCUUAUAAGACUGGUGCAACUCAUUUUUAAUUACUAUCUACAAUAAUGGUCCAUGGUAGGUGGCAAUGCUGAGACUAAGGACACAACAAGAUCAAGUGAACUUUUGGUCUAAUGGAAUCUGAUUCAGUAUAUUGAAACUAACACUGUAGUUUGCUGGACAGCCAGCCUCAUGCCCAUUGUAGCCUAAAGUUGUGGUAAUCUCAUUUUGAUGUAUAAUAUAUAACAUAGCAUAUACUUAUUUAUUUCUAUUUCCAGUAAGUUAAAUAAUUUUACAUAUAUAUAAUAAUUAUACUUAAUUAUUAUAUAAUAAUUGUAUAUUUACACUCACUUGCAGUGGGGGCCCCAUAUUCUCAUUAUGCCCAAAAGGCUCAACGGGGGUUGUCAAAGAUUGCAACUUAUCACCUAUCCAGAGGAUAGGUGAUAAGUGUCUGAAUGGGGGCAGGGGGGUCGGACCAUGGGGACCCUCACCUAUCAUAAUAUAAAGCCUAUUGGUGUUCCAGAACAGGAUAACAAAGGACUUUUUGCCUUGCCAUUCUUGCCAUGGCUGACCAUGUAGUAGAUGAGGUCCACUAAGGGGGAAGCUGUUGACUCUUUGGUCUGUUGCAUAGCGGAAGUUCCCAAGCAGUAGAUCCCCAUCUAUGACAUCCAUAUGUUCAAACUGGGCAAAUAGAUAGGGAUUGCCUUGAUGAUAUUCAAUUGUCUAUGAUGUACCAUAAAAACUUUAAUUCUUAAGUCUUAUAGGAGGACAUUUAUCAAACUUGUUACAUCUGGUUUUUGGUGUAAAAAUGUUGCACAACAUGCUGUUCUGUUCUUUUUCUGUGACAUUUCUGCACUAUUUAGGAGCCACGCCACUUUUCAAAGUGGUCUAUGUUUAAGGCUAAAAAGUGAGAUUAGAUCUGGAUUAUGGCACAUCUAUUCUGCGGCACUUGGAAAUAGGGGCGGAUUGGGAACUUAAAGUGGCCCUGGAAAUAAUACUAAAAGUAGCCCUGUUUUUAGCCGGGUCCAAAUUGAUGGAAAGCAGGGCCAGCAAUACUAUAUUGUGGCACAUUAUACCACCCUAACAGAGCCAAUUAACACAGUCCAUUACAAAAUACUGCCAGCAUCACAAAAAUACAUCCCCAAAAACUUCAACUGGCCGGUCAUAAGGAGGGCCAAGGCAGCCCCCUGGGCAUCGGCCCACCGGGAGUUUUCCCUGUAAGGUCUAUGGCCAAUCUGCUCCUGCUUGGAAAUCUCACCAAAAAGAUCACAUCUUACGCCAGGCAGCCUCCUGGUGUAUUUAAGACUAAGUCAUAAAACACAAUGCAGUUGCACCAAAUAUGUAAAAACUGUGCACCAUUUCAUACAUUUGGUGCAACUACACAAUGCAAAACCAGAUGUAAAAGUGACAUGAAAACAAUCUCAAAUGAUGAAUGUCCCCAGUAAUUUUUAUUUUGUAGUUAUUAUGUAAGUAGUGAUUGUACAGUCAUUUCCAGUGGUAGAUUCUGCACUGUAUAGAACAAAUCUCUACUUUUUCACUGUGUAAUUAAUAUAAGGUAUGUGAUGCCAUAGCUUGAAGUAAAAGCACACAGAAGUAGCACAAAUUUGCAAUGUAAUAUUUUAUUAAAGUGAAAUUAGCAUUGAGUAUGCUGUAUACUCGUCAUUAUGUGUCUGUAUUAUUUAUGACUGCAAAUGAUUGGUUGAUCAAAGAGCCAAAUGUAUUGUAAAUUAUAGAAAGGAAAA